Macrosteles quadrilineatus (aster leafhopper) is the source of this 1930-nucleotide messenger RNA. RefSeq lists its product as uncharacterized. Bases 128 to 892 code for a protein of 254 amino acids. The record is from RefSeq and is a predicted model, not a curated record. The transcript is spliced from 5 exons. NCBI's taxonomy places the organism in Eukaryota, Metazoa, Arthropoda, Insecta, Hemiptera, Cicadellidae.
GUCGGAGAACUGGUUGUCUAGCCUCACUGCCUCAGUCGCUCAGUGUGGCUACGGCGACGACUCGGACCGCGAGUGUGUGCUAGUGUGUGCCAUGGACUUUCCAUGAGACAUCACAUUUGGUGUUGGCAUGACCGCGGAGACAGACGCGGAGUGGUGGGAGGGCGCCCUAGAGGAAGACACCACGUGGUACUUGCCUUUGGAGGGCGACGGAGGUCUCUGGGCUGGAGGGUUCCCUCCUCCACCUCCCAGACCUGACUUUCUUGACGAAGGCAUCAGCCCCGACGGCCUCACUACCUGCGACCUCUGUACCUGGGCCCGCGCCGCGGCCGACCCCAACUCAGAUAGUUCCUCAGACUUGCCUGGUACCCUCACCUGGACCGUGUCCUUGGUGAUUGUGUCUAUCCUGUCCGCCAUCUUGGGAGCAGCCCUCAUGGUGUCCCUCAUGCACUGUAGAAGAUCUCAAGAUGAAGAUUCCAGAUGGUUCAGCUGCUUCAGGCGGAGGAGAAGGGUAGAUCCCACGAGUCCCCAAUCCCCCCAGCUAGAGGACAAGGAGAUGGUCCCUCUAGGGGGUCCGGGGGGCAGACAGGGGGCCUGGGGAUGGCUGACAAGACGAGCCCCGUACACGCCUCCCCUGCAUCCUCCCACGGUGCCAGCAGUCAACCACUACACAUUGGACGAGGCUUUGUACGCAGAACUCGACCGACCGGCGUACCAGAACACUGGAUACGUCAGUGAGUCCUCGGCACCCAGCAGUGCGUACUACAGUGACCUUAGUAACAGUGAUAGGACUUACGAGGCGGUGGGGAGCCAGACGGGGCACUGGGACCCCCGUCCUCCCGCCACUCUAGCUGCCAUCACCGAGUCUUUACCUGUGCCAUCUGACUAUGUAUAAUGUGUGAGUGAUAGAAUAUUAUGUCUCUAUUGUUGUGUUACAUUUUCUAUUUCUACUACCUACAGUAGUCUCGAUUAUACAAUUUGAAAAUAGAAAAGAUUAAAUUUAUUCAAUAGAAAAUAAAUUUAAAGCCUAAAUCAGGUUGAAAUGAAAAACUUUUGAUCAUGAUUUCAAUGAUUCUAGUUGUUUUUUGUAUUACCUGAUCGCAACUGAUUCAGGUUGGAUAAGCGAGAUCUACAGUGUUUGUAAUCAGGUUUACAAAAUGAAUAUGUUAACUUUGCUGCUGCAAAGUUAUGAAAAACCACACAGACUAAACGUUUAUUUUGUAAUACAUUCAAUCUAGAAAUUUAUAAAUAAAUAGCAAUCUUUUUAUAAAAAAAGACCAAUUUGAAGGGUGCUAGUUGUUAAACACAAAUUAAUUAUUUAUUGAUUGAUUUUUAAAUAGUGAUUUAAUGUAUUAAAUAGGUCAGUUUUAAAGUGGUUUGAAACCCGUUAGGACCUAGGAAAAAUAUCAAUAUAUAAAUAAAACUAAAUAACAACAUCCUGAACCAGUUUAUUUGUUUGGAUUUCAAAGAAAUUUAAAUUACAUCUUGCUCCAAUUAAUCAAAUGGAUUUGGCCAAGUUAGUUGAUUUUGGGUAUUUUUGUAAAACUUUUAUGUACAAAAAAGUUGUUUUAAUAAUUGCCAAUGUAUUACCCUAACCAAUUCGUGGCUUAUAUUUGUUCCUCAGUUUAUUUAUAUAAUUCAAAACCGAAAUAGAUAGGUACCUGUUGUACCUAUACAAAAUUAUCUUUUUAUUUAUUUAUUCAUGUUGAAGCCCUACAGAAUUGGUAAUCAAUUAUAACAGGUUACAUACCUUGACGUCCACAAUUCCUCAGUAUUGUUGAAAAUCCUCCUUAGGAAUUGUGGACGUCAAGGUAACCUGUUAUAAUUUUAUUUAUUGUUAACUCUUACAAAUAUUUUAAGCUAAAUGUAAUAUGAAAGUUUAUACUUCCUUUAUUUUAAUUUAUUGUUACUGUUAAUAUGUAUAUAAUAGUUG